AUGGCUGCUGAAGAUUCACAAAGUAUAAGUUUGAAGGUCCAGGUUGUUAAUGAGAAAAAUAGAGUUAUUUUUGCUGAGCCCAAUAAGGAUUUUGUUGAUGUUCUCUUCAGCUUCAUGACCAUGCCUCUUGGAAUUAUUAUUAGCCUCACCCGUGAGCACCCGCCAAAAGAGUCAUUUGGUUGCUUCAACAACUUAUAUGAAAGUGUUGAGAAUCAUGAGGAGAAACAUCUUCAAAGUGUGAAGUGUAAGGAGAUGCUGCUUCAUUUCCAAAGUUCAGUAGAAUUGUCCUGCAAAAACCUAAAAUUGAAUCUUGUUAAUAGUAAUUCUAAUGGGUACUAUGUCUGUGACAAUCCAGAGUGCCCUUUGAGUGCUUAUAAGAUUGCUCGUUGCCGUUGUGGGAGUACCAUGAAUAAUUUCCAAGUGAUGCCCAUGUCUACUAUGACUGGCUUAGCCCUGCUUAAUGAGCUUCAAACUAUAUAUGGACACACAUUAUUAGAGAGGACUAUAGAGAUGGGAAGGGUUGAGAGGAGGAGGUCUUUAUAUAAAAAACCUGGUCCAAGAAGACCGAUUUUGAAUUCUACAAAGAUGACUUUGAAGCUUAUUGUCAACAAAUCUAAUAAGUGGGUGUUAUAUGCAGAAGCAAAUGAAGAUUUUGAGAUGAAGGCAAUUUUAGUUGAUCCAAAGCUUGCUCCUGGUCUUGCUUGGAACAAACAACUCAUUCCCAUCGAGGAAGCUUCUUAUCCAUCAUUGUCGUGUGCUACUUCCCUUUUUACUGCAAAACGUGUGCAGUCUUCUUCAGGGAAAACUAUACUGGCAAAUGAUUCAUGA
Molecule: messenger RNA, 828 nt
Organism: Cornus florida
Lineage: Eukaryota; Viridiplantae; Streptophyta; Magnoliopsida; Cornales; Cornaceae
Exons: 4
Coding region: 1-828 (275 amino acids)
Source: RefSeq, a predicted model, not a curated record